Molecule: messenger RNA, 759 nt
Organism: Lodderomyces oxycetoniae
Lineage: Eukaryota; Fungi; Ascomycota; Pichiomycetes; Serinales; Debaryomycetaceae
Exons: 1
Coding region: 1-759 (252 amino acids)
Source: RefSeq, a predicted model, not a curated record
AUGUCUAGAAAAGUAUCACUCAUUUCAGUUAAUCUGUUUGACGAAAAUGCUAAAGGUAGAUUUACACCUAUGAGUCUUGUUCCAUUCAAUAAUAGCAAUUCUCAAACCCACCUUCCUAAGCUAGCUACUUUCUCAGGUUCAUCGAAUAUUUCUAUUGCAAGUGAUUCCUUCAACAAGGAGAAUCUUUUGCAAAUUUCCGAAUCCAUAAACUCAUCUCGUUUGCCAUUUUCGCUGCUUUAUGUCAAUUAUCGAAACGAAAAUAGUUGUGAAAUUAAAUUGAAGAAUAUGAUGAUGGAAGACGAAAAUUAUGAUUUUAUUAUGAACCCUUGUUGCGAUCGCCCAACUUGCAAGUUUGUCAAGAAUGCAAUUAUCAAACAGAACUUGAAUGCAGGAACAAUUGUAAGUUACUCAGCAUCAAUUGAUUCUGAACUCAAUAAUAGUGAUAGCGAUAAUGUGCGGCAAAUGUGUUUGAGUGGUAAAGAAUUGGAAGAAGAAAAAGCAUUUACAAUGGCACCUUUAAGAACUAGCUCUAUACAAGAGCUUAUCCAGCCAAAGAGACAAAAGAAAAAAAAUCAAGUAGCAGAAUCUGUCAUCGAUAACGAUAACAAAAAUUUAAAUUCCUCAAAUGAUGGAUGUUCAGCUUUGAUUGAAGAUCUCGAUGAGUGCAUCAAGUCCUUCUCCUUCCAAUCUCAAAUCGAUGAAAAAUUGGGGAAAUUGAAAAAGAUACUUGGUGUAAAGAAAUGGAAAUCCCAAAAGUAA